This is a messenger RNA of Trypanosoma brucei brucei TREU927, 1002 nucleotides long. RefSeq names its product FKBP-type peptidyl-prolyl cis-trans isomerase conserved. The record is from RefSeq and is a predicted model, not a curated record. The transcript has a single exon. Gene Ontology annotation, molecular function: peptidyl-prolyl cis-trans isomerase activity. The coding region runs from base 1 to 1002 and encodes 333 amino acids. NCBI's taxonomy places the organism in Eukaryota, Euglenozoa, Kinetoplastea, Trypanosomatida, Trypanosomatidae.
AUGAACAAUGGCGAUAAUUCCUCCGUAGGAAGCAUCAGCGCUCCACCGCGGCAGAGACACAAGUUUGGCACCCGCACAGCUGAAGGUAUCGCAGCACCCGUAGCGGCGGGGGGGAUAAUAACACGUGGAGGGAAUUUUCAGAAGCCAACUCCCUCAAGUGACGACUCCGCGGCCUCAACAGAAGAUUUAUCUCUGCUCUUGUGGUGUAGCGUCGGGGUUUUCUUGUUGCUGUACGUGAUCAGUGGGCGGUUUCACAACCUCUAUAUAACUCCGGAGGAUAAUGAUAAGGCGGAACAAAAUUUCCUCCAAUAUUUGUCUGAGCGUUGGUCUCGCGAAGGUGAUGCAAUCAUCACAAAGGCGUCAAAUGAUGCCAGUUUUACGCAGCACGGUGAUGGACGUAUUUAUUUCCGCGUAAUGAAUCAAACCUUUCCUAUUAAGGAGUCCACGCCGCCACGCGUUGUGUCAAAAGUAUCUCUUCCGGAAGUAAGCAGUGACAACCGGUGGCGCGGUGAUUUGAAAAAUGCCACAAGUGAGGCAGCCAUGGAGUGGCGUAACCUGACUCAGACGAUGCAAUGCGCUGGAAUCGAUGGGCCACUCAUUUUUCACCUUGUCGCGUUUCUUUCGAGUGGCGUGCGCUUUGUGAGUACAUAUGUUCCACCAGGGAAGCCUGAGAUACGGUCAGUGGGAGCCCACAUUCCAUGUCUGAAUGCCAUUCUGCCAUUGAUGUGCAAAGGUGACAAAUGGGAAAUUAUCUGCCCUCCUGAGAUGGCAUUCGGAUCCCACGGAUUUCAGGAGGUGCCCCCAUCUGCGACAACAAUCUGGCAGGUUUUCAUGUUGGAUGUGACUAAAAGCGGGCCACGCACGCGGGCACACGUGCAAAAGCUCCUCGCGGCAGCGACACGACGUCAUUCCGGCGAGGCGCCGAUUACUCGAAGGGAAUUGUACGAAAGGGCAAUGCGAGCCCGUGGGAAACUGUUGGGUAACGGUGAAGGCACACUGUAA